Molecule: messenger RNA, 1975 nt
Organism: Frieseomelitta varia
Lineage: Eukaryota; Metazoa; Arthropoda; Insecta; Hymenoptera; Apidae
Product: sodium-dependent phosphate transport protein 1, chloroplastic-like
Exons: 8
Coding region: 285-1505 (406 amino acids)
Biological process (GO): monoatomic anion transport; transmembrane transport
Molecular function (GO): transmembrane transporter activity
Source: RefSeq, a predicted model, not a curated record
UUGUGCACGUUGCACGAUUGUAAUAUUUGACACGUCAAGUUUUGUAGAUUUCGAGCGUUGCAAUGCGAGUGUUUUUUACGUUUCUGUUUCGUUAGAUUUAUUAACUGUACCAAACUUCUUAGCCGGGUACAAAUUUUCGACGUGAUAACAAUGCCUAUCGCCAGCAGUAAUACAACAUCAAGUGAUAGAAUAUUCCAAUAAAUUUUUUAGUCGACGUGUCGAUCGAGGUUAGAAACUCUCCGGGCUGGUUAUGCGAUGUAACUGACUUGAAAAAUCAAACAGAUAUGCCGAAAUUUCGUAUGCUUCCGCGUACUUCGCGAAUCGUGGCAUUAUGUUCCGCCGCGAACUUCAUAAACGCGGCGGAUCGAGUUAUAAUGCCCAUAGCGAUCGUUCCUAUGACCGACGAGUUUAAAUGGGAUCUGUAUUGGCAAGGCUGGAUACUUUCUGCCUUUGCCUUUGGUUAUUUUACUAGUCAGAUUAUUGGUGCAAAUACAGCGAGUCGUUUCGGGUGUAAAAUGGUAUUAAUGUUGGCUGUUUUACUGUGGUCUAUUAGCACGGUUAUAACUCCAAUUUUGGCUCAAUCAGUUCUGUUACUCAUUAUUUGUAGGGUGAUUUUGGGACUUGGAGAAGGCUUGGGUCUACCAGUUAUUUUUCACCUGUUUGCACACAGUGUUCCCGUAGAGGAACGAUCUAGAGCGUUUGGAUAUCUCGUAGCCGCUGGCUCUGUUGGACAAGUUGUUGCAUCUGUUUUGUGUCCUCAUUUGUCAUGGCAAACAGGAUUUUAUUUAUUUGGAACAAUUGGUAUUGUAUGGACACUUUUGUGGCUAAUACUGUACCAAGAAACUAAUUCCCAAGAUGAAAUCCCAUUAUUUGUACCUAAGGUAACACAGAAUAGAAGUUUGCGAUGGACUGAAUUCAUUUCACAUUGGCCUUUGUGGGCAUUGUAUAUAGCUCAUUUUGCAAUGAAUUGGAGUAACUAUAUAAUAAUGCAAUGGUUGCCAACUUACCUUGCCAGAAAUCUUUCUGCUAACAAAGAAAGCAUUAGUUUAACAGCAUUUCCAUACAUCGUAAAUUCUCUUGUUGGCAUUGUGGCUGGUCACAGUGCUGACAAUCUUAUACAAAAGAGAUGGCCGAUUCUAUCUGUAAGAAGAUUAAUGACAAAUAUAGGUUUAAUUGGUCCUGGUGCAUUUCUAUUAGCAUUCUGUGCUGUGGACAAUUUACUUGCUGCAGUAAUUUUUGUGUCAAUAUCUAUGGGACUCUGUGCAUGUAAUUCUGCGGGCCACCUCAGUAACCAUGCAGAUAUAGCACCAAAUCACGCGGGGAUCACGUUUGCGGUUUCUAAUACUAUAGCAACGAUACCGGGUAUUCUAUGUGGCCCAUUAACAGCUGAAUUAGUGACCGCGUCACACGGUCGUUGGUUGCCAGUUUUUGUGCUAGCUGCAGCAAUUAAUUUUACAGGGGCCAUUAUAUACCAAAGUCACAGUUCAGCGCUUCCAGUAUUGUGAUAUGUGCUGAGUAAAAUCAAGCUUAUAAAUAUUUACUAUCGGAAUCAACGAAAAAACGUGAUCGACGAAAACUUGUACGGACGUACCUUUUUCAGUCGCCGAAUACGACUUUUAAUGAAAAUUUUAUCCAUUUAUAAGGCACCAGUAUGACGUGACCGUUAUACAUCACACACCGGUUAGUUGAAGAAGACAUAUCAAAGUACUGGACAUGUAUGCUAUGUAAGAAUUUUACAUAUUUUUUGCGUUCAGUUUGCAGUUUACGUCAACGUGACGCGGAUCAUAUGUUAGAAUAGUGCCAUAAUUUUAUGCACACGGUGGAAUUGGUUGAAAAACAUUCUUACCGAUAUACUUGUAAAAUAUAUUAGCCUAAUUAAUUAUUCUUUUUCAUUUGUAUAUGUUUUAAUAAUAGUUAAGAAUCUUGUGAUAUAUAUUCUAACAUAUAAAUAAAUAAAUUCUCAUUUUUUAAUAUA